AAACCCGUGUCAGAAAAUAUUACAUUUAUUUGUGUUAUGUAUGGUAUGUAUUAUACUGAUAACACGGACAGGGGAGCUCAACAUAUAAUGCUUAAAAACUAACAACAUUUAAUGUUUCUUAAAUUUUACGUGAAAUUAGUAUAUUUACUAAAGAGGAUGUUUCAUUGAACCACUCUGACAUAGUAAUAUACAACUCACGCAACUAAAUAAUAUUAUGAUGAACAAAAAUUAUGAUGCUUGUAUAAUUUAUACAUGUAUAUUUUCCUCUGCUUUCUGUAUUAAAUAGAUCGGUAGUACAAAACAACUCUUUCAAAAAGACAACAUGGAUAUUCAAGUAGUACAUUUAGGCAAAUGACCACGGUGCAGCAGUGGUAUGCCAGUUUGAUCCCCGCAUAGGGCAUACAAUACAUGUGUUCUAAGAUUUAAAAGUUAAUGACCACCCCACGACACAGGGAUUAUCGCGUGUAUAUUUAGCUAAAGUAUUCAUGCUUAGAAUGUCUAAUAAUCACAAAAAUGUGACAAUUAUCGCCUGUUAGCGUUACGUGUAAAAUUAUGCAUUCAUAUAUAAGUAGAUAUAAACUGCAAGCUGUCAGUUAAAAACUAACAUCAUAUAACACAGGAACUAUGUUUCUACAAGUGUUGAUUCUAUUUUCUAUGCAAGGCUUUAUGCAAGGCCUGAGUUCAAUUAACUAUGGAACUUUCCCGGACGCGUUUAAAUUCGAGGUGAAAUUAGACCAUUUCAAUGAUAGUGAUCAUCGUACUUUCAACAUGUCAUAUGACAAAGAUUUGGCAUCAUUUAAACCGGGUGGUCCUGUUGUUUUGCAUCUGGCACCCGGGUAUGACGUGCCUCACGUCCAUGCUCCGUCUAAGGUGUCAGGAAUACUCCAAGAAAUACAUCCAGCGUAUUUCUCCCUUGAGCAAAGGUAUUACGGAAGCAGCAAACCGUUUCAAAAUCCAACUGUUGACGACCUUAAAUAUCUGACUUCUAAACAAGUUUUAGCAGACAUGGCACAAGCUUUGAAAAUAAUCAAAGCAUCCGAUAAAUUUAAGAACUCUAAAGUAAUAGUGUACGGCAGUACCUACGGCGCUACGUUAGCAGUUUGGAUGAAGCUGCUGUAUCCAGACUUAGUUGACGCAGCGUACGCCAGCAGUGCUCCAUUGCUGGCUAAAAAAGAUUUUUCCGAGCACUUCGAAGUCAUUACGAAAAUAGUCAAGACGUACGUUUCUCAAGAUUGUGUUGAUCAAAUAAGCGCUUUUUUCAAAUUUGUUCAAGAAUCAUUACAAACUUCUGAAGGAAUUGCAGCAGUUAAGAAGAAGUUCAAUAUUUGUCCUCAAACAGAUAUGACCGUUCUUGUGAAUCAGCAAAUACUAUUUUGGAGGUUAACUGAAAGAUAUAUAUUUGAAAUAAAUAUGUCUAGCUAUGAAAGAAUAAAAGCAUUAUGCCAAAAUCCAAUAUUAACCUCGCCUUUACCACUCGGUACGAAAAAUGAUACAAUAUGUUUUGAACCUGAUUAUAAAAGAGUUUUACGAGACCUACACCAAACCGACUCGUGGCUGUGGCUUUACCAAAUGUGUACGGAAUUUGGGUUUUUCAGAACAACAACCUCAAGAAAUCAAAUGUUUGGAAAUAAUACUCUUCCUCUAGAAUUUUAUUUGAAAGCAUGUAAAGCUGUGUUUGGAGACAAAUUUGACGAGCAGCGAAUAGAUCAAGGAAUACUGAAUACUAACAAAAUGUUUGGAGGUUUGACACCAAACGUAGAAAAUACAGUGUUUGUUAAUGGCGACUUGGACCCGUGGUACCAGCUCGGAGUACUUCACGAUCUAUCACCUACAGCCCCGGCUAUUCUCAUAUCGGGCGGGAUGCACUCUCGUGAUUUGGUACAGCCUUGCUGUCCGCCAGAAAAAGAUAAGGAAAAUGUAAAAGAAGCAAAACAAAGAAUAGUGAAUUAUUUGAAACAAUGGAUAGGAGCGAAGGUGUAGGUUUCCUCACUUUCAUAAAAUAUCUACUAAAUUACUAUUUUUUUGUUGUGUAAUUGAAUCAUGUUUUUCGAAUUAAUCGUUUUCGAUAAAUUGUUUCUAAACUUCCUUUGCUCUUAAUGGAUCAAGCUUAAAG
Messenger RNA from Trichoplusia ni (cabbage looper), 2113 nucleotides. RefSeq names its product putative serine protease K12H4.7. Gene Ontology annotation, molecular function: serine-type exopeptidase activity; dipeptidyl-peptidase activity. The transcript has a single exon. Bases 625 to 1980 code for a protein of 451 amino acids. Gene Ontology annotation, biological process: proteolysis. Lineage: Eukaryota; Metazoa; Arthropoda; Insecta; Lepidoptera; Noctuidae. The record is from RefSeq and is a predicted model, not a curated record.